CGAUGACGCUACCCUCGAGCACCUGUUAUCCUGGAAGCUUGACGUGUCUAGUCCUGCCAGGGAAUUUGUUGUUCAAGAUGCCUCUUCACCUCCUCGGCAAGAAGUCAUGGAAUGUCUACAACACAGGGAACAUCGAGCGCGUUCGGCGCGACGAAGCCCAGGCAAAAGCCCGAGAGGAGGAAGAGGAACGUCGUAUGCAGGAAGUUGAUGCUGAUCGAAGGAUUCAAAUACUCCGCGGCGAACGGCCUUCGACGCCACCUCCGCCGCCCUCAGCACCAUCCGCCUCCCAACCAGACCGGAAAGCCUACACCGAUGAUACAGGACGAUCGCGGAAAAGAAGACGCCUAGCAGGGGAAAAUGACACCGACAGGGACAUCAGGGUUGCGCGGGAAAACGCACAGUCAGCACUGGUUAGGCGGGAACAACAAGCCCCCGCACGUUCGAGUGAUGCGCCACUUCACGAUAGUACUGGCCACAUUGAUCUGUUUCCUUCAGAGGCGAAGCACAAGCCCGUAGAGAAGAAUGCAGAAGCAGAGAAAGAAGCGGCAGAAAAGCGGCGAGGCUACGAAGAUCAAUACACGAUGCGAUUCUCCAACGCGGCGGGUUAUCGACAACCCGUGGGCCAAGCCCCGUGGUAUUCGUCUUCGCAGCGUGAGGGUAUAGAUCUUGAAUCUGCGUUAAGCAAGGAUGUCUGGGGAAAUGAGGAUCCCCUGAGGAGGGAGAGGGAGAAAGCUCGCAUGAACGUCAAUGACCCGCUCGCGGCCAUGAGAAAAGGUGUUCGCCAGCUGAAGGCGGUUGAACAGGAAAGAAAACGGUGGAAUGACGAACGGAAUCGAGAGUUGGAAGCUCUGAAAAUGACCGAAAAGCGCCGGUCUUCUCACCGCAGCAGGAGAUCGCC
Molecule: messenger RNA, 898 nt
Organism: Aspergillus sclerotioniger CBS 115572
Lineage: Eukaryota; Fungi; Ascomycota; Eurotiomycetes; Eurotiales; Aspergillaceae
Exons: 2
Source: RefSeq, a predicted model, not a curated record